CUUUUGAUUGGUAAAAGCGCAAGAACCUGGUCAGCUAACCAAUGGCUGCACAGCUUGUUUCCUUGCAGGAAAAUGGCGGCCCCCAUAACACGUAGCAGAUAGGUUUCUGCUAGGAAAAGCCUCAGCCUUGCAGUUUCGUUUUUACGAUGGUGGGGAGUUUGUGAUGCAAGUGAAACAUGUCAAACGACGCGGACAGAAAGCAGUUCUGGAGGAGGAAUGUUUCCAGAGUGCCGGGGAGUAUUCAACAUGUAUAUGGUGCUCAGCAUCCUCCUUUUGAUCCACAGCUUCAUGGCACCUUGACCAAAACAAUUCUAAAGCCUACCACAACGCCUGUAAAGUUGAAAAAGAUCACCACCUUCCAAGAAUUUGAAAGUAAUACAAGUGAUGCCUGGGAUGUUGGUGAAGAUGAUGAUGAGUUAUUGGCAAUGGCUGCUGAAAAUUUAAAUUCUAUUGUAGUGAUGGAAACUGCAAAACAAGUCAUCCAGAAUCACACAAAGUUACAGGAACAAAGCAAAAAUCAAGCGUCACAACAGGAAGAGGAUCCUUUUGUUGCUGAUGAGCCACAGUCUCUUAGCAGCCAUGAAAGUAAAAUUGGUAAAUCGGCCAGCGAAAGUUCAAUUCCAAAGACAUCUGGGGAGAAACACACUCUACAGAGACAGCAGUCUGUUCCUCAGCAAACAUCUAUACCAGUCAUGGGUAAGGUGACAGACCAAGCCAUCUCAUGUGGACCUGAGCUUAGUGAAAGAGAAGCAUUUCGGGUAGAAAAAUUUAAACAGCUGCUUGCAGGCCCAAAUACUGAUCUUGAUGAAUUGCGGAAGCUGAGUUGGUCUGGUGUUCCGAAACCUGUCCGAUCCAUAACGUGGAAGCUUCUCACAGGUUAUCUUCCAGCAAAUGUGGAAAGAAGAGAAAGCACAUUAAAAAGGAAGCAAAAAGAAUAUUUUGCCUUUAUCGAACAGUACUACAGUUCCAGGAAUGAUGACACCAAUCAGAGUACAUACAGACAGAUCCAUAUAGAUGUUCCCCGAAUGAGCCCAGAGAGCUUAAUACUUCAGCCAGUAGUUACAGAGGUUUUCGAAAGAAUUUUAUUUAUAUGGGCCAUUCGACAUCCAGCCAGUGGAUAUGUUCAGGGUAUUAAUGACCUUGUCACGCCUUUCUUUGUGGUCUUUCUUGGGGACUAUAUGGAUGAAGAAGUAGAAGUGGAAAAUGCUGAUGUUUCCAGUCUGCCUGAGGAGGUGCUGCGGAACAUUGAAGCUGACAGUUACUGGUGCAUGAGCAAGUUGCUUGAUGGCAUUCAGGACAACUAUACGUUUGCACAGCCAGGAAUACAGAGGAAAGUAAAAAUGUUGGAAGAACUGGUCAGCCGCAUUGAUGAUCAAGUACACAAACACUUACAGCAAUAUGAGGUUGAAUAUCUUCAAUUUGCUUUCCGCUGGAUGAACAAUCUUCUAAUGAGAGAACUACCCCUCCGGUGCACCAUCAGGCUAUGGGACACAUAUCAGUCUGAACCCGAAGGCUUUUCCCACUUCCAUUUAUAUGUUUGUGCUGCCUUCCUUGUAAGAUGGAGGAAAGAAAUUUUGGAAGAAAAGGAUUUUCAUGUCUGCUGAAAAUGGUAUGACCUGAACAAGCAAAAAUAAAUAAAGUAACUCAAUUUUUCAGUGAAAUUCAUGGGAUGCUUAUACGCAUGUUGAAAGCUUGAAAUUUACCCAUUUAAACAUUCUCUUAAGAAAUGAAUGAGAUUAAUGCAAAGCAAACAAGUUUUAACUGCUAAUGGGAUAUUAACUCAAUGAGACAGCAAAUGCAUGUUUAAUCUAGGCUAUUUAGGUACUGGUCACAAAAGUCAGUCUCUUUGACCUUCAAUCAUGAGGACUCUCGUUCUGCUUAUUUUUAGCCAGCUGCAAAAAGCACUCAGCUGCAACCAGCACGUAUCAUAUUUGCAGUUCCUUAACAAUGCAGUAUAAUCUGUUAUUUGUGCUGCCGAUAAAAAAGUACCCAUGGACUUUUAAAAAGAUAUUCUUAUUAGAUAACUUAUAUAUUUCAACUUGAGUGCGGAACUUUCCAACAUUAUCAAUUAAAACCACUCUUGAUUAUUGUUGCUCAUAUUAUUGCUGGAAGAUUCAUGCCUGGAGAAUUUGCUUGGCACAUAACCUGAAUAUGCACUUAAGCAUACAGGGACAGCAUUUUUAAGAGCAUUCAGCAUGUUGGCACUAGUAUGAAAAUCUAUUAGUUGUGUAAAAAGUACCAUCAAUGUUAUAUAAUAGGGAGUAAGGAAACAAUUGCUAUAUGAUGUCCAGUUCUGUAUGUAGGAAGAUAAAUCUAUAAGAAAGCUGCAUGAGAGAUUUAAUUGUAACCUUAAGUGGGUCAUGUAGUGAUCAAAAAUAAGCCCCAGUCUAUGAUAAACAGCAAAGACUAGCAGGGUCAUACGCUUUUAUUUUCAUGAUAGAAAGUACACUUCUACAAGGAAUCUUUUGUCUCAAAAAAAUAUGAAAUUAAUUACGCCACCGAUAUACCUCGCUAUGUUAUCAGAAGAUUAACAGAAGAUUGCUCUGUCAAAGUGUCACCUUCCAUUUUUCAGUUUGUUGAGAGCUGUCAGAACGAGUUGUUGACCAAUUUCAGAAGCUGGCAGUUGUGUCCUAUUGAGCUAUCAAUGUCUCUCUAUUUUUAGCAAAGGAUUCCUCUACAACUUGACAAGAUAUUCAAACUAAUAACAUGCUGUCAAAGAAAUAAACUAUGAAGAGCUA
Messenger RNA from Xenopus laevis (African clawed frog), 2738 nucleotides. It is a transcript of the gene tbc1d22a.L, whose product is annotated as TBC1 domain family member 22A. Bases 177 to 1604 code for a protein of 475 amino acids. The record is from RefSeq and is a predicted model, not a curated record. The transcript has 13 exons. NCBI's taxonomy places the organism in Eukaryota, Metazoa, Chordata, Amphibia, Anura, Pipidae. Gene Ontology annotation, molecular function: 14-3-3 protein binding; GTPase activator activity.